This is a messenger RNA of Bursaphelenchus xylophilus (pine wood nematode), 596 nucleotides long. The record is from the annotation of a GenBank genome assembly. NCBI's taxonomy places the organism in Eukaryota, Metazoa, Nematoda, Chromadorea, Rhabditida, Aphelenchoididae.
AUGGAAGCCAAUCUUCGCGACGAUUCGUCGGACUCGGGUCGCGGCUUCAGUACCCAGAUCACCUUCAAAGCGACAUCGCGCACUCCGCAUUGGCGCAUCGAGGACGUCACACACAAGACGCACAAACCAGCCGCUAGCGGCAUCAUCAAGGUCCUGGUUCGGGUCCGAUUCCGCUAUGAUGAGGUGAGUGAGGGGGAACGUUUGAACUUGAUGACUAAUGGGUAGUAUAAUAUACAUAAUAGUUUUUGGAAGAAUCUAGUUGGAUCUAAUCUAGUGAACGCUCUUUUUUUCAGAUCCGCUACUGCAAGAUCCGCUACAACAAGGCCGCCGGCACCCCCAAACCCACCGACCCCACCUAUUUGGACGAGCUGGAGAAGGGCAAGAUUCUGAAGGACUCCGAACUCCGUGUUCUCCGUUUUGCUUUGGCCACCGUCCUCGAGUCUCAAUGCACCUUCGACGGUAUCAACGAGCGGAUCGACGGCGCAGUCAAGAACGGAAACACUAUCGUUCUCACCGUCCCCACAAGCCUGCUUCCACCCGUCGGAUCGCCCGAUAAUCUGAAUGGCUGUGCGCAGAUCCUCAUCAUCAGCCAAUAG